Panthera uncia (snow leopard) is the source of this 2828-nucleotide messenger RNA. Its product is annotated as guanylate-binding protein 6-like. The transcript has 6 exons. Lineage: Eukaryota; Metazoa; Chordata; Mammalia; Carnivora; Felidae. The coding region runs from base 521 to 1060 and encodes 179 amino acids. Gene Ontology annotation, molecular function: GTPase activity; GTP binding. The record is from RefSeq and is a predicted model, not a curated record.
AGCUGCCAAACCUAGUCUGCUUGCGGCCUCUGGAGCCAGCAGCUCUGUGCCCUUGGUCUCAGGCAGCAGUCCCUUUGUGGACAGGCGAGCUGGGGAGAAAAUAAAGCUGGUUUGGUGCAAUUUCCUAGGGCCUGACUGCAGAGUCAUCGGGCUGCUCUCACUUGCUUCACCCUCAUACCUUCUCUGGCUCUGGCGUCUGGGUUCCAGCAGGUUUUCCCCAAAUAAUUAAAAAUAGCAUGAAGUGCUUUUACUUUCAGGUUCAGCUUUAUGCUCAUUUCCUUUCUUAACAACCUCAGUUUGUUUUCAGCUUCUGUGGGAGAAGAAAACAGCAAGGGUGAGUUAAGAGGUACCUGGAUGCUCAUUCUUGAACAGAACAGCAAUCUAUGGCUCAGGGCUGGGGAUUCUGGUGACCUUAGUGGAUGCCUUCAACAGCGGAGCGGUUCCCUCUCUGGAGAACACGGUGAUAUCUGUGUCCUAGUGUGAGGACUCAGUGGCUCUGCAGAGUGAGGUUCCCACAGAAAUGGUCGUGGCAGUACCAGACCUGGGCUAUGGAGCUGCCCCCACGGAGCAGCCCCCCCAAAAUGACGAGGAGUUAUGGAAGAAGUACAUGAGUUUAGUGCAGAUGAAGAAGGAACUAGAGGGAAGCUGCAUGAAGAAAGAUGAGCUUCUCCAUGAAGCACGAGAAGCCUUAGCAGAGGAGCAAGCCAAAAGAGAGACAGCUGAGAAGGAAAAGCGGCUUCUUGAGAAAAGGUGUAAAAUGCUGCAGCAAAAGUUAGAGACUCUAGAAACAAUUUUCCAGGAAUCCAUGGCCCAAAUGAGAGAGGAGAUAAAGAGAGAGAGAAAAAACCUUCUGAGAGGGCAGAAUGAGAGGAUUCAGAGGCUGGAGGCCCAAACAAAAAUCAUGACUGGUAACAAGCAACAUACUGAAACUGACUGCACUCCAAAGAUAAUGGAGAACAAUGACAGAGAAGAUACUUCGCAGCCUUCGUGGUGGCCUCAAAUUUGUGAGCUGCUACAAGAGUUGAUUUUACUAAUGGUCAAGUUUUUCUCUUGUAUGUAAUUUCAGGUCAAAGGAAAACAUUUAAAAGAAAAUAUGAAAAGAUACUCAACAUCACUCAUCAUCAGGGAAAUGCAAAUCGAAAUGACAAGAUAUCAACUCACACCUAUCAGAAUGGCUAAAAUCAACAACACAAGAAAAAACAAGUAUUGGUGAAGAUGUGGAGAAAAAGGAACCCUCGUGCACUGCUGAUGGGAAUCUACACUGGUGCAACCACUGUGGAAGACAGUACGGAGGUUCCUCAAAAAAUUAAAAAUAGAACUACCCUACAAUCCAGUAAUCACAUUACUGGGUAUUUACCCAAAAAAACAUGAAAACACAAAUUCAAAGGGAUACAUGCACCCCUAUGUUUAUGGCAGCAUUAUCCGCAACAGCCAAACCAUGGAAGCAGCCCGUGUCCACUGAUAGAUGAAGGGAUAAAGAAGAUGUGGUAUAUGAUGUGGGAAACAAAGGCAAAAGAAAAAAAAUUACAUUUCCUUACAACUUACAACCCAUUGACAAGUCCUUGAGACAGGCAGAGUGACCUUCCUCUAGAACUCCACUGCCUCAAUGAUGAUACUUGGCUGAGGGCAAAAGGCAAUCUUAGCUUAACAUUAUCCUGACCUCCAGGAUCCUGUAAGUCUACUUUAACAUAUAAAAAUUCCUUUGGAAACUUCUUUGAUCUCUACCCCCCAAGAUAUAGGUGGGCAAUCCUACUCCAAGCUUAUGUGGCCCACUGAUAUACAUCUGAAGGUUCUCAUGACUGAGUUUUUACUAAAUGGUAAUAAAUGACCUUUUCCUAACAGCAGCUAGCCCCCUCCAGGUCCUUAAAACCUUGUUUCCAAAAUACCUUGGAGAUUUAUGCUAUUUCUAACCCCCGCCCAACCUGAAGGUAUAUAAUCAGUCACUGGUUUCAACCCCAGUGCGACUCUUUCUGUCCACUGGACCUGUCCAAUAUCUAAUCAAAAAGAGAUCAAUGAAAUUGUUGCUGAUAUCUCUUUAUGCUUGUUUAUGAUCCAUCAUCCUUGAAUUACUCACAAUCAGGGAAUUUUUCCUAUAUGAAUAUUCCUUUUUAUCUGAUAAACCCAUGUGCCCUUCUGAUGUUUUGAAAUUGCAGUUGUUUUCUUCAUUCCCACAUGGAUACAUUCUUUCUGAUUUUAGUAGUUCUCCAUAUGUCCUCUCUAACACUUGACACAGGCAUGUUGCAAGGAUGUGUAACAUUUUUUGUGUGUAUAAUUUUAGGUAGUGUUUUGGUGAGGGCUUCAAGAAGCUCCAAUUAACUACAUAUACUCUGAACUUCCAUUAGGGAUUUUAAUCAGCUUGUCUAUUAAAAAAAUCAAAUAUAUUCAUAUUCUAGGGUUUUCAAACUGAGCUGUUAUUCUUAGGGAUAAUUUAAUGUGACAAUGAUGAGGAAGCAAAAGGCAAGCUGAGGUCAAAACACCCUCAAACACCCUGAAACACCCGCCCCCCACCCCCACCAGGUGGGAUAUGUGUGACAUUCCUUAUGUACUCCUGGCUUCCCAAAACAAAGGAAAGGGAAAAACAAAUGGUCAACUGAUAGAGAUCACAGUAGUGUAGGACAUGAGUCUCCAUCAGUUGGCAACUGUCUUCAUGAUUUAUAAGAAAAAGGCAAUCUCCAGAAACCUAUAGAUGCAACUUCCUAGAGCCCUAACAUCACCCUCCUCUUCCAUAGGAUAGAAAAUCCUCUAUAAUCAGUCACUCCUCAAAACCCCAGUGCAGCUCUUUCUGCCCACGAGUCCCAUCCCCAUGCUAUAAUAAAAACACCUUUUUG